This is a messenger RNA of Oreochromis aureus, 2676 nucleotides long. RefSeq lists its product as uncharacterized. Gene Ontology annotation, cellular component: nucleus. The record is from RefSeq and is a predicted model, not a curated record. The transcript has 8 exons. NCBI's taxonomy places the organism in Eukaryota, Metazoa, Chordata, Actinopteri, Cichliformes, Cichlidae. The coding region runs from base 1 to 1380 and encodes 459 amino acids.
AUGAAGGCAUCGGAGAUUGUGUGCCCUGAAAAGCGCCAGGCCUUUGCAAAUAUCAGCCUGACAAGAAACACAGUUGCCGACAGGAUUUCUGAUCUUUCAGCGGAUUUGGACAGCCAGUUGAAGCAAAAAGUAAAGUCAUUUAUUGCGUUUUCAGUUGCAAUUGAUGAACGCACGGACAUUACAGAUGUUGCACAACUGGCAAUUUUCAUCCGCGGAGUUGAUGACACAUUGACCGUCACCGAGGAGUUUGUGGAGUUGGUGCCGAUGACAGAUACAACGACCGCAGCUGAUAUUUUCACCGCACUCGUCGGCGCGCUGGACAGGGUCAGAGUGGACUGGUCCCGCGCUGUCAGCCUGGCUACAGAUGGUGCGCCCUCAAUGAUCGGGAAGAAAGCAGGCGUUGCUUUGUGUUGCAAGUCACUGAAAAUGGAUAACGUCAUGAAGGUGGGCAUCCAAACUGUUAAUUUCAUCCGAUCCAGAAGCCUCAAUCACCGUCAGUUUGACAGCCUUCUCAGAGAGAAAGACCACAUCUAUGGCCUGCCAUACCACACUGAGAGGGCACUCUGCAACUUCCAUGAUGGCAACAUGUUUAGAGCACCACAAAUGCAAUCAUCUGAUAUGAAUGGAAUGAGAGCUGUGUCUCUGAGCUGUGAGGAGGACGACAGCUCUGCUGGAUGGACUCUGAGGAGAAACACAACCAAACAGCAGAGGACUCAGUGUGGAGAUGGGUGGGGGAAAGCAGCUGGAGCAUCAUGUAACAUCAGUUACAUUCAGCCCUGGCACAGUGGAGUUUACUGGUGUGAGUCCAGAGAGGGUCCCAUCAGUAACAUGGUUAACCUGACAGUCACUGGUGGAUCAGUGAUCCUGCAGAGUCCUGUCCUCCCUGUGAUGGAGGGAGAUGACGUCACUCUGCUCUGUAAAACAAAGACCACUCCCUCCAACCUCCCAGCUGCUUUCUAUAAAGAUGGCUCCCUCAUCAGGAAGCAGCCUACAGGUCACAUGACCAUCCAGCAUGUUUCCAGGUCUGAUGAAGGCCUCUACAAGUGUGACAUCAGCGGUCAUGGAGAGUCUCCAUCCAGCUGGAUCACUGUCACAGACAAACACACCACCACACCUCCACCUACAUCCACCUCUGCUCCUGGUUCCACCUCCAUCACUCUUCCUCCAUCACUCUCUCCUGCUGUUCUCUCUGUGUUGUCGUGUGUUGGAUCAGUCUGUGUUGUGGUUCUACUGGUGUUACUGGUUCUACUGGUGAGACGAUGUGUUCACAGGAAACCUGAAGAUCAAGAAGAAACUGGAGAAGAUGACAUCAUCACUCAUGUCAUGUACAGUUUCAUCAAAUCAUCAACAACAGCCAGUCAGACAAAGCAGAGGAGGUGAAGCCAAAGAGCAAAAGGAUCUCAAUCCCCUGCUUAUGAUCCCCUAGAGCAACUCCAGUCCUCGAGAGCUGCUGUCCUUCAUUUUUUCCAUGUUUUGAAUGAUUGUGUUGCUUGUUACCAGGCCUCUGGAAAACUUGAUGGCAUGCUAAAAAAGGGUGAUUCAACCAUUUGAAUCAGCUGUGUAAGAGUAGUGAUGCAUCUAAAAGCUACAGGACAGUAUUUCUUGAGGAGUGGAAUCAGAGAAACCUGCUCUAGGGAAAACAAAGUGUCAGGUUACGUCAAAUCUUGGUUUGGUGUGGAUUUAUCUGGAUAUGUAAUUUUUCGCUUGAUUUUGGUAGCACUGGUGUCUGGUCAUUCCAGAAGCAAAAUCGUCUACUUUCACAGAGGCUGGUCAUAAAUGACUGCCAUAACAGUAAAAACAUCCAUUUGGUGGAUUAAUUAUAUUUUAUUUUCAGGGCUUUUUGUUUGAACCUGAAGUCAAAACCAUCUAAACCGACACGAUGUAAAGAGAUCAAGUAUGAAAAUAUUUUGAAAAGGAGAUGAAAUCAAAGACAUGAAUUCUGAAUAUAAAUUAGUAAAAGCAAGUGUCCACACCUAUGCUCUCAAACAGCCAAUCAACAGCUGAAAGAUGAAACAUGUGACUUUGGCUCAUGUUAGUUGUAGCUCAUUUGUUACUAUGUAAAAAGGCACGACAUGAUGGCUGCUAACAUGUUUGAUUUAUUUUUAAAUGGACAUUUAUGCAGCGUAGCACUGAGGGUACAUUUAAAUGCAAAGUUUAAUUAUACGUUUGUUUCCUUUGAGUAUAAUUUGAUAAGUCAGAUGUAACCGUAUGUGUUUAACUCUGUGCUUACUGAGUGUUGUUCACUGUGAGCUGGACUGUGUGUUUGUGGUCUGUGGAUAACUGAAGCUAACGGCUCUGCAGUCAUCCAGCAUCCUGUUUCUGUUUCUGUUUUUAACAUUUGUGUCUCCAACAUUUGAAGUUCUAUCUCAGUAACAGUUCAUAGUUUCUGUGCCUUCCAAAGAUGUUGAACAUGUACAUUGAUGUUGAUGAAUCUAGUGUAACUGCAGUCUGAAGUUGAUGAGACGUCUCACUGUAUGUGUGCUCUGGUUGGUCUAAUAAUAGUGUUCAUGCUGUGAGAACAUGUUUGCUUUCUGCUCUGUAGUAAAGUGUCGAAAAGAUGAAGGCAGCUUUGUGGUCGUCUGACUUCUUUAUCACAGAAACACCUCCAAGUUCUUUGUUUGACUGUUCCUGUUUGGUUAAUGCUGACAGACUCUUGAGUGCACAAUAUAAUAAACA